CUGAGAGGUUUAACACGUCUGCAGACGAUGAACACUCCUGCCUCCAUCUGAACGCUUAAAUCAACAGGAGAAAUCUGAGAAGUACAGAUCAGAGGUGUUACUGAGAGCUCCAGCCACCAUGAAAGUGGCAUCUUUUAACAUUCAGAAGUUUGGAAAAAACAAAGUGUCCGAUCCAGAUAUUCUCCAAAUCCUAACGAAGAUCGUGUCUCGAUAUGACAUCAUUCUGAUCCUGGAAGUGGUGGACAUCAGUGGAGAGUCUGUAAAAACCUUCCUGGAGGCACUCAACAAAAACAGCAGGAAGCAUCACUACACUCUGAAGAUCAGCAGUCGUCUGGGUCGAACACGCUACAAGGAGCAGUUCAUGUUCCUGUACAGGGAUGACAUGGUCGACUUGGUGGACUCCUAUCAGUUUGACGACCAGCUGACUGAGGGAGGAGACGUUUUCGCCAGAGAUCCAUACAUCCUGCGAUUCAGAUGCCUCAAUACAGUGCUGAAGGACCUGGUGAUGAUCCCAGUUCACACCAAACCACAGGACUCAGAGACGGAGCUGGACGAGCUGUACGACGUCUUCCUGAACGUCAAGAAGGAGUGGAGCACUGAUAACGUGAUGAUCCUGGGCGACUUCAACGCCGAUGGCUCGUACGUCUCCAAGAGCGCGAUGAAGGGCAUCCGCAUCCGCAACGACAAGAACUUCCACUGGCUGAUUGCAGAUGAUGUCGACACCACGGCCAGCACCGGAAACAACCACACAUACGACAGGAUCGUGGUCUACGGAGACGACAUGCUCCAGGCCAUCGUACCAAACUCUGCCAAACCCUUCAACUUCCAGACGGCUUAUGGACUCAGUGAGGAGCAGGCUCUGAAAGUCAGCGACCAUUACCCAGUGGAGGUGAAGCUGAAGUCUGUAAACCAGAUAGAUGAAGAGGAUGAUGUGAAACCACAGUGGCAGGUUGAGCCAGUACCUCUGGGCCUCGUGCCCAUGGACCAGGAUCUGCUGGAGCUGAAGAGAGGAAACCUGCUGCUGGAGAGGGAGAAGCUCCAGCUGGAGAUCCAGAUCCUCCAACAGAAGAUGGCCAAGAUGAACAGUGGAAAUUAUGUCUGAACUCAGGAAGGCAGAUCCGUCGACAACCGACCAAACAAUAAGCUUUUACUCACUUUACCACACAACCUACAGAACCGCUCAGUGUAUCACCUCAGACAACUGGGACAUUUUGCCACAACAGACAAAAAAUGGUCGCUGCUUCUGAUCUGGGUUCAUCUGACUGAGCCUGGGUCUCCAUCCUGAAACUACUGCCCAUAUCAGAUUUUCUGGAUGACUGCACUGUGAGAAACACUUUCCAGUUAGUGUUUCUACUAUUGACUGAAUCGAGAUAUCAGGUUUUGUCAAAUAAAUCAUGAUUACAGAUUCAUUUGUGGCAGAAAA
This is a messenger RNA of Paralichthys olivaceus (Japanese flounder), 1423 nucleotides long. It is a transcript of the gene dnase1l4.1, whose product is annotated as deoxyribonuclease 1 like 4, tandem duplicate 1. Lineage: Eukaryota; Metazoa; Chordata; Actinopteri; Pleuronectiformes; Paralichthyidae. Gene Ontology annotation, molecular function: DNA binding; deoxyribonuclease I activity. Gene Ontology annotation, cellular component: nucleus. The record is from RefSeq and is a predicted model, not a curated record. Gene Ontology annotation, biological process: DNA catabolic process.